Messenger RNA from Exophiala viscosa, 1389 nucleotides. Its product is annotated as nucleotide-diphospho-sugar transferase. The coding region runs from base 1 to 1389 and encodes 462 amino acids. The transcript has 3 exons. The record is from RefSeq and is a predicted model, not a curated record. NCBI's taxonomy places the organism in Eukaryota, Fungi, Ascomycota, Eurotiomycetes, Chaetothyriales, Herpotrichiellaceae.
AUGGAGCCGCAUACCUGGUUCAACACCUUCGUAUGCUAUUUCAUCUAUCGAUAUCUCCGUCUCGUGGUCAACCUUUGGGCAUUCUGGACCAUCAAGCCCAUCCCAAUCCCAGAAGAUCCGACACUGUCCUCUGAGGAUGUCACAGUCAUCUUGCCUACCUUGGAUGGCGAGGGUGAAGAGUUGGAGAGGACCAUAGGCUCAAUCAUGCAGACGGAGCCUAAGGAGAUGAUCCUGGUGACCAUCGAUGAGAACUUGCACAAAGCGGAGAAGACCAUGGCCAAGAUGCCGGCGGCAAAAGCUGGCCGUAUCAGAUGUAUGUCGGUUAAGCAGGCAAACAAAAGACGUCAAAUGGCCAGAGCCAUCCCAGAAGUCACGACGGAGAUCAUCGUCUUUGCCGAUGAUGAUGUCACGUGGCCUAUCCAGACCUUGCAGUGGAUGCUGGCACCAUUCGAGGACAAGAAGUAUGGUGGUGUGGUCACUUGCCAGAGACUUCGAAGAGCUGAGAAUCCGACUUUCUCACAGCGGGUUUACGGCUUCUUGGGAGCUCUUUACCUCGAGCGACGGAACUUCGACUGUGCUGCAACCACUCACAUGGAUGGUGGUGUGCCAUGUCUUUCAGGACGCACCUGUGCCUAUCGUACCAGCAUUCUCCAGGAUGUCAACUUCACCGAUGGCUUCACCAACGAGAAGUGGUGGUUUGGCCAGUAUCAGCUCAAUGCAGACGACGACAAUUUCCUCACCCGUUGGAUGGUUUCACAUGGUCAUCAGACCUACAUGCAGUACCACCCCAAUUGCGAGGUUCAGACUACCCUGGAGGACAACUCGAAAUUUCUGAAGCAAUGUUUGAGGUGGGCACGCAGUAAUUGGCGCAGCAAUGUGACCAGCAUGUUUGCUGAGCGUCACAUCUGGAGAUGCCAGCAAUGGAGCCUGUACGCAGUGCAUCUAACAACUCUGUCGCCCCCGGCUAUUGUCGGUGACCUUCUUCUAUGGUUCUUACUGUGGAAAGGCGUUGCAGACUGGCCAGCGGAACAAGCUUGGACUGCCUUUUAUGCUUUUCUGGCAUGGAUGACCUUGUCAAAGUUCAUCAAGCUGGUUACUCACUUUGUCCGCUAUCCCAUUGAUGUCUUCUUGUGGCCCGUAUCCAUCCUCUUUGGUUGGUUCCAUGGUGCCAUCAAGAUGUAUGCACUGGUCACACUCAGUGAGACAACAUGGGGAAGCCGUGCCAACGCCGACGCCAGCGACGAUACGAGAAUGAUCAAGCAGUCCAAACCACACACCACCUUCGACUUGAGGGAUGAGAAAAUUCACGAAAAACUCCUACCUAACGACGACAUGAGAUUCUACGCCGCCUACGAUUCGAAACGCACUACUCAACCUCCUUCCGCAUAA